Ceratosolen solmsi marchali is the source of this 3449-nucleotide messenger RNA. RefSeq names its product aminopeptidase N. Gene Ontology annotation, cellular component: cytoplasm; membrane. NCBI's taxonomy places the organism in Eukaryota, Metazoa, Arthropoda, Insecta, Hymenoptera, Agaonidae. The record is from RefSeq and is a predicted model, not a curated record. The transcript is spliced from 15 exons. Gene Ontology annotation, molecular function: metallopeptidase activity; zinc ion binding. The coding region runs from base 236 to 3169 and encodes 977 amino acids. Gene Ontology annotation, biological process: proteolysis.
CGAUGAUGAUCCCCGGACAACCCCGCCUACCUAGUGUGUACCUAGUGUGCACAUCCCCUCCCCCGUGUACCCUUCUGGGAAGACGCGCGCGUGUGGGUUCGAAGACGAAGGGUCAGCAUCGACGUCGGGGAACAGUGAGCGAGUGACUACCAAGGAUCGCGCAUCGAUUUUCGAUUUUGUUUUUCACGUUUCGAGCCUUAACGCUUGCACAUUUUCGAAGAUACUAACAAUCAAGAUGAGGCGAUCCGCCUUAAAAUUAGGGAUUUCCCUAAUUUUAUUCGUUGCUAUCGACGCUUUUCCAAAAAGGCUCGAGCGUAGCGUCGACUUGAACGAGCAGCACAAGCUCGAGUGGGUGUGCAUCUGCGACGACCUCUGGCCCCUGAGCUACAUCCUCGAGAUCGAGCCGCUCAUCACCGAGGCGAAGUUCAAGGGCCGCGUGAGAAUAAACGUCACCUGGACCGAGGGCGCCGACAAGAUAAGCCUCCACGUGCAUCCGGAUCUCCAGAUCUCGCACUCCAAUGUCCGAGUGACUCGGCUCAACGACGUCCACGUCUCCGACGACAGCGCCGAAGAGCCAAAGGCUCCAGCGCCCGUAAGAAUCUCCAAGACUGAAAGGAAUCCGAAAAAAUUAGUUAUUCAUCUUGACCAAAUGCUAAGAAGAAACGUCAUAUGUGAGAUCGACAUUACAUACUUGGGCAACAUAACAACCAACGGCACGUCUGAUCUUUUUAUGAAUGAAUAUAAUGACGUAAAUGGACAGAAACACAGUUACGUCGCCACAUAUCUGCGUCUGAAUAAUGCACGCAAGAUGUUCCCGAGCUUCGACGAACUGCAAUACAAGACCAAGUUUCAGCUAAUACUUAGACGACCUAAAAACAUGACGGCCCUGUCCAAUACACCGAUUGAGAAAAGCGUGGCUGUCCCCGGUGAGCCGGAAAUGAUGCAGGAUCACUUCGAGCAGACUCCGGAAAUGACAACGUACCAGCUUGCUUUUGUCAUCUCGGACUUUGAGAGUAUCGUCCCGACGAAGCACGCGAACACGAUCGACGGCCAAGAGCUGCAGGUGCGUGUCUGGGGUCGCAAGGACUACGUCGAGGCGCUCAAGGACGUACCGGACAAAAUCAUUACAAUUGUCAAUUACCUGCAGGAGUAUUUUAAUAGCUCGAUCAAAUUAGCGAAACUCGAUAUCGUAGCCAUGCCGACAUACACGGCCACCAAGGCAUCCGACAAUUGGGGCUUGAUGAUUUUCAAGGAAGGCGAGCUCAGCAGUCCACUGGUAUGGAACAUGGCUUACGAGUUGACUUACCAAUGGAUCGGUCAAUACAUCACUCCUUAUCGUUGGGUAGACGCCUCGGAGAACAAGGGAUUAAACUCCUUCUUGGCCUCCAUGACAACAAUGGACAUCAAUCCAGACGAAUUGAAGGGUAAAUGGCCGAUGAAUAUACUCUACUCGUUAUACUACGGGUACGGCAAGGCCUUCGGAGCCAAUAGGCGAACUGGAAUUAUUCGCGACGCAAAAUUCGCAAAAAUCGAAUUGGUCUUUCGGAUGUUCUAUUACAUUCUUGGGAAGGAGGACUUUAAGACGAGUAUGCGACAUCUAAUACAGUCUCAAUCGACGACAUGGCCAGGAGUGGCGGAAGGACGGGGAACGCGAUCCUUCACCGCAAUCGACAUCUACAACAGCAUGAAAUACGUGGCGACGAAGAGCGGCUCCCUGCCCAGGCCGUUGACCAUCAUCCAGAUCGCCGAGACCUGGAUAGACCAGGAACGCCUCCCCCUUGUCACUGUCACUCGCAAUUACAACAACAGCACCAUAACCUUUAGCCAGAAACUGUACGUAAGAGAGACGCAAAAUCCUCUAAAUUCUUGGGAAAGCUCGUAUCGUUGGAAUAUUCCUUUAGUAAUGCAAUCCCGUCACAAGUGGAACAAUAGCGAUUAUACACCGAAAGCUUGGCUGCUCAAAUCCAAUUACGAACAAAACUUGAACAUUCGUGACAUUGACGAUAAGGACAGUUUCAUCGUUGUCAAUCCCGAAGAAAUUGGCUUAUUCCCGGUAAACUACGACUCGCAUAAUUGGGAAUUGCUCGCUGACUAUCUGCAGAGUCCGACCUUCGAAACAAUACCGACCCUCACCCGGGCCAAGCUGCUCCACGACUCCUGGAAUCUCGCUUACGCCGACGAGCUCCACUUCAAAAUUGCUCUCAAUAUGACAUUGUUCUUAAAGCACGAGAAGAGCCAUGUUGUUUGGGAGCCAUUCUUCCCGAUGAUCGAUCACGUUGGCAGGCGCAUCGAGGGAUCCGGUGUUUUUGGCAAAUUCGAAGCGUACCUGCGAUCGCUCCUGAAGCCCAUGUACACCGAGGCCUGCGAGAGUCCCCAGGCCGGGGAGCCCUCGUGGAAGGCCCACCUGAGGGGUCUGGCCAGAUACUUCCUCUGCGGCGCCGGUUACGAGCCCUGCAUCAGCGAGGCUCGCGACCAGUUUAAGAAAUGGAUGGCCGACCAAGAGCCGGACAAGGGCAACCCAGUCGCCAACGAAUUUAUUUGCCCGGUUUUCAAAUGGGGAACCGACGACGAAUGGAACUUUGGAUUGGAGCGUGUUAUUAAAUUCCCGAGGGACAGCCCCGAGAGGAAACAAAGCGAGAGAACUUAUCUUUUGAAGACACUGGCUGGCUGCGCAAAGGAUCCUGCUAAAAUUGAAAGAUUACUUUACGUUGCGAUCACACGUCGUGCCGAUUUUACCGAUGCCGACAUACAUCUGAUCUUCACAAUGCUGACAGGCAGUUCGAACGGCUACACGACCCUCUUCAAGUUCCUAUACGACCACUGGGACACAAUAAAGCAGCGCUUCGCCGGUAGCAUGAACCUCUGGACGGGCAUAGUUCGCUCGGCUACCGGCUUUUUCAACACCCAAGAGGGCUACGACAUGGUGUCGAAGCUCUACGCUGAGCGCAGAAGCGAAUUCGGCAAUGCAGAGCCCUUCGUUAUCGAGGCCAUGGAGAACAUCAUGAGAGAGAUGAAGUGGAGCGAAAAGAACCUACCGGUGAUCGAUCAGUGGCUCACGGACAAUCUGGUCAAGCCUCUCGUUAUCGAUAAGGAUAUGCAACAAUACUGGAAGACGGCGCUCGCUUGUCCCAACCGCGAGAUCAAUGACGCGACAGCCCCGGCGAGCUAAGCUCGGCCAAUACUCAUUAUCGUAAUGAUGAGAUCGAUGAUGAUCGAUGAUAAUAACGAUGUAUUUAGAUUGUUGGGAGUGAAGUGUUUUGCGCCAAUUUCAGUUGGAAUAUCGUUGCACGAACUUCGAAUGUGAUUUGGCGCUGCUGGGAUUAUGUUGUAAGUCAAAUGCGUCAUCAUUGAUGGCAUUGUAAGAACGCUUACUUGCCUUCGAGGAAAAUUUUUGUCAAUGUCCUAAUUAUCCGUACUCUUUAUUAUUGAUUGACAAAUUUAAUCACACA